This is a messenger RNA of Pipistrellus nathusii (Nathusius's pipistrelle), 1050 nucleotides long. The record is from the annotation of a GenBank genome assembly. NCBI's taxonomy places the organism in Eukaryota, Metazoa, Chordata, Mammalia, Chiroptera, Vespertilionidae.
AUGAGGGCCGGCGAGGACGCCCGGGCGGCGCUCUGCGUGCUCUGCGGCCUGCCCGCCGCCGGCAAGUCCACCCUCGCGCGGGCGCUCAGCCUCCGGCUGCGGCGCGAGCGGCGCUGGGCCGUGGGCGUCGUCGCCUACGAUGACGUCAUGCCGGAGGCGUUCCCGGAGGAGGAGGCCGCGGGGCCAUUGGCGCCCAGCUGGAAGGCGCUGCGCCGGGAGCUGCUCGGGUGCCUGGAGGGCUUCCUGCGGGCGCUGCUGCACCGGGCCCCGCUGUCGGCGCCAUCCGGGGGCACGGGGGCCCUGUGGGGGGCCUUCACCGCCAGCCUGCAGGCUCAGGGCCUGCUGCGUCCCGCCCCCGCCCCGGAGGGCCAGGCCCACCUCCUGCCCACCCCGGCGGCGGCGGCCGGCCCUUUACUGCUGAUCCUGGACGACAACUUCUACUACCGCAGCAUGCGGCUGGAGGUGUACCGGCUGGCGCGGCGCUACUCGCUGGGGUUCUGCCAGCUCUUCCUGGACUGCCCGCUGGAGACCUGCCUGCAGAGGAAUGGCCGGCGGCCCGGGGCGCUGCCCGCAGACACCAUCCACCUGAUGCAGGGGAAGAUGGAGGAGCCCAACCCCCAGAAAAACGCCUGGGAGCUCAACAGCCUCACCGUGCGGAGUGCCACCUGCUCGCCUGAGGCCAGCCCCGAGCUGACCGGCCUGCUGCUCGCUGCCCUGGAAAACCCAGUGACCUACGUGGAGGACAAUGUGGAACAGAAGGAAGCGGACAGAGCCGUCUGCUCCUCCAGCACGCUGCACCAGGCUGACCAGGCGCUGCGAAGGAUUGUCUCGCAGACCAUGAAGGAAGCGAAAGAUGCGUGCCCGCGGCCUCCCGACCUGAAGCUCCUGGCGGCGGCGCUGAACCAGCUCCGAGCGGGGCUGCUGCGGGACCUGAGGCUCGGAGGCAGGGCAGGCCCGUGCUCGCCGGCCCCGGGCGUCCCGGACGCGGUCGCGCGCUUUCAGGACGAGAAGGACAGCCUCGUGCGCAAGUACCUCUCGGAGCAGCAUUAA